AUGGCUUUCCUAAUAUCUGUAUGGCUGAACUGUGUGUGGAGGGCAACACAAGCUCGCUUGUUGCACAUGGGAUUGGAUGUCACAUUUACUUUUUGUGUACUUGGAUUCUUGAUUCACACGGCCGCUGUGUCAUCCCAAAAGUUGGAUGAUAUUGACCCUGUGGUGACCACCAAUUUUGGAAAGCUGAGGGGGGUGAAGAAGGAAUUGAACAAUGAAAUUUUGGGGCCAGUGAUCGAGUUUCUUGGAGUUCCUUAUGCUGCCCCACCUAUUGGAGAACACCGAUUUCAACCGCCUGAGCCACCUAUUCCAUGGCCAGACAUAAAAAAUGCAACACAAUUUGCACCAGUAUGUCCUCAAAACAUCAUCGAGGGAAGAUUACCAGAAGUCAUGCUUCCUGUUUGGUUUACGAAUAACUUGGAUAUAGUUUCUACUUUCGUACAGGAUCAGAAUGAAGACUGCCUCUAUUUGAAUAUAUAUGUCCCAACUGAAGAUGUCAAAAGAAUAUCCAAGGAAUGUGCCAGAAAACCCGGCAAGAAAAUUUGUAGAAAAGGAGGUCCCCUAACAAAGAAACAGACAGAUGAUUUAGGUGCUAACGAAGGUGCAGAAGAUGAAGACAUUCGAGAUAGUGGGGGACCUAAACCAGUUAUGGUGUAUAUUCACGGAGGGUCUUACAUGGAAGGCACUGGAAAUUUAUACGAUGGCAGUGUGCUCGCAAGUUAUGGCAACGUGAUAGUUAUCACUGUCAACUACCGACUUGGGGUACUUGGUUUCUUGAGCACUGGGGAUCAAGCAGCUAAAGGGAAUUAUGGCCUUCUUGAUCUCAUUCAGGCCUUGAGAUGGACUAGUGAAAAUAUUGGGUUCUUUGGGGGCGACCCGCUGAGAAUAACUGUUUUUGGAUCUGGCGCCGGUGGUUCAUGUGUCAAUCUCUUGACUUUAUCCCAUUAUUCUGAAGGACUUUUCCAAAGAGCAAUAGCUCAAAGUGGAACAGCUCUUUCCAGCUGGGCAGUCAGUUUUCAGCCUGCCAAAUAUGCCAGGAUGUUGGCAACAAAAGUUGGUUGCAAUGUAUCUGACACCAUAGAAUUAGUAGAAUGUCUACAGAAGAAGCCGUAUAGAGAACUUGUCGAUCAGGAUAUUCAACCGGCCCGAUACCACAUAGCUUUUGGUCCAGUUAUUGAUGGAGAUGUGAUACCAGAUGACCCCCAGAUACUGAUGGAACAAGGAGAAUUUCUCAAUUACGACAUUAUGUUGGGGGUUAACCAAGGAGAAGGGCUCAAAUUUGUGGAAAACAUUGUUGAUAGUGAAGACGGCAUAUCUGCUAGUGAUUUUGACUUUGCUGUCUCAAACUUUGUCGAUAACUUAUAUGGGUACCCAGAAGGCAAAGACAUCCUGAGAGAAACUAUUAAAUUUAUGUAUACAGACUGGGCAGAUAGACACAAUCCUGAAACAAGAAGAAAAACACUCUUGGCUUUAUUUACUGAUCACCAAUGGGUUGCACCAGCAGUGGCUACCGCUGACCUUCAUUCAAACUUUGGAUCGCCUACAUAUUUUUAUGCCUUCUAUCACCAUUGCCAAACAGAUCAGGUUCCUGCAUGGGCAGAUGCUGCUCAUGGAGAUGAAGUUCCGUACGUAUUAGGAAUUCCCAUGAUUGGUCCCACUGAAUUGUUUCCGUGUAAUUUUUCAAAAAAUGACAUCAUGCUAAGUGCGGUGGUGAUGACAUAUUGGACAAACUUUGCAAAGACUGGGGAUCCCAAUCAACCAGUUCCACAAGAUACUAAGUUCAUUCACACAAAACCUAAUCGUUUUGAGGAGGUAGCAUGGACCAGAUACUCUCAGAAAGAUCAACUGUAUCUUCACAUUGGAUUAAAACCACGAGUGAAGGAACAUUACAGAGCUAACAAGGUGAACCUGUGGUUGGAACUAGUACCUCACCUGCACAAUCUUAAUGACAUUUCACAGUAUACCUCUACAACAACUAAAGUGCCAUCAACUGAUAUUACUUUCAGGCCAACCCGGAAAAAUUUGGUACCUGUAACGUCAGCUUUUCCUACAGCCAAGCAAGACGAUCCCAAACAACCACCGAGUCUAAUUUCAGGAGAUCAAAGAGACUACUCCACGGAGUUGAGUGUCACCAUUGCUGUUGGAGCAUCCUUGCUGUUCUUGAACAUUUUAGCCUUUGCAGCAUUAUACUACAAAAAGGACAAGCGGAGACAUGAUGUCCAUCGGAGAUGUAGCCCGCAGCGUACAACUGCCAAUGAUCUCACCCACGCACAAGAAGAGGAAAUAAUGUCCCUCCAAAUGAAGCACAGUGACUUGGGACAUGAAUGCGAAUCCAUUCAUCCACACGAGGUGGUUCUUAGGACCGCCUGCCCCCCAGACUACACACUAGCUAUGAGAAGGUCACCCGAUGAUAUUCCUUUAAUGACCCCCAACACGAUUACAAUGAUUCCAAACACUAUACCUGGGAUUCAACCCUUACACACAUUUAAUACUUUUACUGGUGGACAGAACAACACGCUGCCCCAUCCACAUCCUCAUUCACAUUCAACAACUAGGGUAUAGCCAAACAAGAGGAUAUGAACUUUUAUUUUUGGGGUGGAUUCCAGUGGGUUAUAAUUGCUGAAGACUUAUCUUGGCUUUCAACCCUACAAGACUCUUAUUAU
Molecule: messenger RNA, 2660 nt
Organism: Notechis scutatus (mainland tiger snake)
Lineage: Eukaryota; Metazoa; Chordata; Lepidosauria; Squamata; Elapidae
Source: RefSeq, a predicted model, not a curated record